This is a messenger RNA of Rhipicephalus microplus (southern cattle tick), 2568 nucleotides long. RefSeq lists its product as uncharacterized. The record is from RefSeq and is a predicted model, not a curated record. NCBI's taxonomy places the organism in Eukaryota, Metazoa, Arthropoda, Arachnida, Ixodida, Ixodidae.
AUGGUUGCGGUGCGGUCUAAAAUAUCAAAACGAGUGACAAAAGCAUUUACAGAAAACUUUGAUGAUGGUGAAGCGAAGUCGCUUGACGAUUUUUCCGCCGAAAAUCCUUUACCAUUACCAAAUCCGGUUCCUGAACCUAGUGAAAAGGAUGAGCAUUUAUUGCAGUCAGCGCCCAAAUUGAUCACGGAAGUUCCGGAGAAGCCGACAAGGAGAAAAGAAAUAGCUCAUCGCUCACAAAUAGAGUCUUCUAUCACUCGUGUUGACAGCGUCGUUGUUUGUAAUAUACCUACGGCCUGCACAGAUGAAAUCGCAGUCGAGAAACAGCUGUUUGAAAUUAUGGAAAAGCCACCACAAGACCUCUUUCCGGAACGCGGCUUCAUUUCGCUAGUGAGCUUAUUAACGAUCUUGUGGAUCGCCCUUGUUUUAAGCACCACCACCUACCUGAGCCCCAAGCUCAAAGAUGAUGUUUCAACAAACACUACCGUAGUCACAAGGUCAUCAACCUCGAGCUACACUCAGCCUAGAAAUUCAUCUAGUGCAAAAACUCGUGUACCCAACUUCUACCUCUGCGACAGUGACUUCUGCGCUAAGGAAGGAAAUUUUCUCAAGAGUUUGUUGAGUGAAGCGGAGUAUCCAUGCGAGGAUUUUUACGAACACAUUUGCCAGCGCUGGACACAGAGGCGAAGUGCGGAAGCGACCCGAGGAGGAACAAUAUCUGAAGAUGUCUUUCUUGAGGAUCGCAUGGAACGUGAAUUACUAUCAUCGUUCACUGACAGUGCCGCAUCUAUUCAACCUCCAGUGAAAUUCCUGAGGGCGUGUCAAAACAGCGCCUCUUCUUCAUCUGUUGAUGAAGUGCGUGCAGUUUUCAAACAUUGGAGAAUUCGUAAGUGGCCAGUUCGAAGUUAUGAAGAGCGUCGUCGUGAAGAUGCAUGGCUUUUUGCCGGUGAACUUUUGCGCGAUAUAGGCUUGCCAGCACUUGCAGAUAUAUACGUGGCUGUUGAUCCUUUUAACGUAAGAAAGGGAGUGAUAACGCUGAAGCCUCCUGAGCCACUGCACUGGUCGCGGCGCACACAUUCUGACCUUGUCGAACGCGCCCUCAAGGAGUCUCUGCGGACGUUUAAUCUGAACGACCCUUACCACAUAGAGCGUCUGACAUACGAAAUGAUGACGGCAUCUGAUGUGAUUGAGGGACUUGCCGACUAUGAUGAGAACGCUAUUGUGAUAAAAGGCUGUGAACUUCCUCAUGGCGAAUUUAAGCUGCUGAGCACAGCUGUCGAUAACAAGCGAAACAGAACGAGACCUAUGACGUGUAAAAGCAUCAAGCGUGUGCAACUGCUCUCAGGCAGAUAUUUCGGAAAGCUUCCAGAGGAAUUACGAAAAGUUACGGCGAACGCUCUUAUCAAUCACCUCGGAUUUCGUGCUUUAGUUCGCCUGGCGGCCUUCUUGCCAGACUCUUUGCACGCGCUCAGAGAGUUGUUUUUCCUGGAGGUCACUGGCCGCUCCGAGGUUCCUCACAUCGACAGUCUGUGUCUUCGAGCUAUGGAGGUGAUUCUACCACUCUGCUUGGUCAAGGCUACUGCACUGCCACUCAUACACGAUGGCACCGCUUUUUCGCAGCGGCGAUGGCUGUCUGACCUCGAGGUCGCUUUCCUCCAAGCAUUGCCACGGGUCCAAUGGCUUGACGAGCGGGCACUUUUCGCGUUAGCCUUUCGAUUGCGGCGAAUACGUGUAGACCCACCCUAUUCAAUCGAUCAAGUCCGGGAAAACGCGGAGUGCCUUCCGUCUGACUUGAAAGUCGGCAAUACGCUGGAGGAUAUUGUUGGCUUAUAUCGAAAAAUACGGAGUCGGCGUACACUAUUUGAACUGCGCUCCGGUCCUGACUGGCGGCCGCUGUCUCCCCUUAGCAUGUGGCCCUACUUUGACGCUGGUCUGCAUCGUGUUGGCAUUCCUCAAGGCCUGCUCAAUAACUCAGUGCCUGCCAACAGCACCAUAUUUGGUUUCCACCUCGCCAGAGUUGCCGUUCGCUUUUACGCGUCAAUGGUGCCUCUUUUAUACUCGAACUUCGAGUAUGAUCGUGAAGCUGCGCUGGACUUGGGCCCCGAUUCACAGCGCGCACUUCAGGGUGCUCGGCGCUGUCUGGAAGACGACUGGCGGGCACUUUCGAAGCAGGACGCGGAGAAGGUGCCACUGCCGUAUAGCCUACUAGAUGAUCGAGCCCGUUGGCUGCGUCGGUGGCUGCUCGAACAGACGCUGGCAAUCGAGCUAGCUCUACACGCCUUCCGUGCACUUCUUCUCGAUGUGCGCCGCAUUUGGAAGCUGCAGUAUCGUUUUGUCACUUUGCCCGACUACACUCCGACGCAGCUAUUCUUCAUGUAUUACGCCGUGGACCACUGCGAAAAUGACUACGAAGGCUUCGAGCUCAGGCAGUUUCUUCAGCAAAAACGACCACCGGCAAAAAUGAGGGUCAACUUGCCGCUGCGUCACGUGGGGGCAUUCGCUGACGCUUUCGGCUGCAAACGUGGUGACCAGAUGGUGGCUGAUGAACCAUGCACGAUGUUCGUGCAUUGA